ACUCAAAUGUCAACACACCAUAUUACUAAAAUUGUUGUCGACACUGUUGUCGAAUGUUCGAUUUGUUCGUACAUUGCCAAAUACAUAGGCAAUUUAAAUUCUCUUCCUGAAGAAAAUUGCAUAAUCAAAACUUUUAGAUAAUAUACAUUUAAUUUGUAAACAAAUUGUGCAAAAUUUAUGAGACAUGGAAGGCGAGGAACUUAGCGGGGACUUGGUGAGGCUCGAUAAUGGAUUCCUUGUUGACGAAGAGACGUAUGUUGUAAAAUCAGACGACUGCCUGGACCAAGAUGGCAAUAAUUCGGACUCAAAUAGCGGUUAUAAGAAUACACCUUUACGGGAACAAGACCGUUUCUUACCAAUAGCCAACAUAGCUAAAAUAAUGAAAAGAGCAAUACCAGAAAAAGGAAAGAUAGCAAAAGAUGCCAGAGAGUGUAUUCAAGAGUGCAUUUCGGAAUUUGUGUCAUUUAUAACAAGUGAAGCGAGCGACCGGUGCAAAAUGGAAAAACGUAAAACAAUCAACGGUGAAGACAUCUUGUUUGCUAUGAAUGCACUUGGCUUUGAUAACUAUGUCGAACCCUUGAAAGUGUAUCUUAAAAAAUAUAGAGAAAUAGUUUUAUCACCAGUCACAAUUAACAAAUUGAACAAAACAAUUGUAUUAUAUGGAAGUGAUGGCUUGGCAUUACCAACUGAAAAUGACAGUGAAACGCAAACUGAGACAAUUAUAUACAGUUAUCCAUAAGAUUGCAUAAAAUUUUACAUGGAAUUUUGUUUAAGUGGAUUAUUGAAAAUUUACAAUAUUAAAAUUUGUUUCAAAAUGCCUUUUUUAUACAUAAGAUAUUCACAUAAGUAUUGUUUUAAAUAUAAGGGUU
Messenger RNA from Zerene cesonia (dogface butterfly), 869 nucleotides. It is a transcript of the gene Nf-YB, whose product is annotated as transcriptional activator HAP3. Gene Ontology annotation, cellular component: CCAAT-binding factor complex. The transcript has 5 exons. The coding region runs from base 185 to 739 and encodes 184 amino acids. Gene Ontology annotation, biological process: regulation of transcription by RNA polymerase II. Gene Ontology annotation, molecular function: RNA polymerase II cis-regulatory region sequence-specific DNA binding; protein heterodimerization activity; DNA-binding transcription activator activity, RNA polymerase II-specific. The record is from RefSeq and is a predicted model, not a curated record. Lineage: Eukaryota; Metazoa; Arthropoda; Insecta; Lepidoptera; Pieridae.